AACCCGUUCCUUUGUGAAAGAGACGCGGCAGCGGAGGCUCGUGCCGCACCCUUUGUGCUUCUCCUGCGACUCGUAUCUCAAAUCACUCCGCACAGGUAACAACCUCUAACUACCGGAAGCAAGGUAGAAGUCCAAACACAGGUGACGGAGACUGUCCACCAAGUUUUUGCGAAGAAAAGAAAAACCUUGAAUGGAGCCUCGAUAUAAACAGAAACAAUAACAUUAACUUUUUUUUAAAUUUUAGUUGCGUUUUUUCCACGUUGUGCUCAGGGUGCUGAAAGUGCGCAAAAGGAGUUAUCUUAAGGUAGCUUAAGACUGCAUAUUGUUUCUCAACUCGACGACGAGGACUCCUGACCUGGAUAUACCUGAAACGAGUUGACACACACACAGAAUACAAGGUUGAAGACCAGUGGAGUCCCAGAUAGCCGUACAGUGAAGGCCCCAGACUUGAGACUGGAUCCCUCCAGUCCUCCACCUGUUCAGCUGAUGGCAUGCCGAUCUCCAUCACACCAGAGAGGGCGAGUCUGUGUGGCGCCCUAGACCUCCACCUGUGCUUCUUGUCUGCAACGCUGCUCACCUCUCUGUCCUCGCCAACUCUUCUCUGAUCCCACAUCCACCGUCUGUCUCAACAUGGAUAAAUCUACCCCUGACAAGAAAUGCUACUACAACGAGAACGUCACUUUUUUCUAUGAAAUGAGUGGCAAGAACAUCAGCGACCACUGGCGCAGCCGUGACUAUGUGAUUGUCAGUCUGGGCAUGAUGGUCUGCUUCAUUGUCAUCUUUUCCAACCUUUUGGUCAUGGGCGCCAUUUUUAAAAACAAGCGCUUUCACUAUCCCAUCUAUUACCUGCUGGGUAAUCUGGCUCUGGCUGACCUCUUCGCAGGUGUCUCUUACCUCCACUUGAUGUUUCACACCGGUCCUUGGACCAUUAAGCUGUCUCAGUAUCAGUGGUUUGUGCGACAGGGGCUGAUCGACACCAGUCUGACAGCUUCGGUCCUCAACCUCCUGGCUGUGGCCGUGGAGCGUCACCAAACCAUCUUCAACAUGCAGCUGCACAGUAAGAUGAGCACCCGGCGUGUUUUCAUCAUCAUGGUGUGCAUCUGGCUGGUGGCCAUCGUCAUGGGCCUGGUUCCCAUCAUGGGCUGGCACUGCCUGUGCAACCUGGACAGCUGCUCCACCAUGGCGCCGCUGUACAGCCGCAGCUACCUGGUGUUCUGGGGGGUUCUUAACCUGCUGACCUUCUUCAUAAUGGUGGCUGUCUACACCCGGAUCUUUGUCUACGUGAGACGCAAGAGCAGGCAGAUGUCACAGCACACCACCCAGAUGAGACACAAAGAGACAGUGUUCAACCUGAUGAAGACUGUCACCAUGAUCCUGGGCUGUUUUGUGUUCUGCUGGACGCCCGGCCUGGUCAUCCUGCUGCUCGAUGGUGUGGGCUGUGACGCGUGUGAGGUGCUGCGCUUUGAGAAGUACUUCUUGGUCCUAGCCGAGUGCAACUCCUUCUUCAACCCCAUCAUCUACUCCUUCAGGGACAAUGACAUGAGAAGGACCUUCAAGGAGAUCCUGUGCUUCCUGUGCCGGCGGGGCCGCCCCGGCAACGGCACCUCUGGCGUUUACUUUAACACCAUGGAGCAAGAGAAAUAUAAGUCUCGUGCUGCCAAGUCGACAGGGAAGACCAACGGGAUCCCUUUUAUCCGUGCAGGCUCAGAAGACAUCCCUGCCCAUUCAGAAACCUGACAUUAACUCAAACAAGGACAAACAUUCAACAUACUCAGGACAUGCAGACACACAUUUGAUGCUGAAAUCUAGGUAUGCACACAUACACAAGCCUUAAGACUGUGUUUCCUCUGAAAGCAGACUGAUCUGUGAGGCUCAAAAGCUGUCUAUUCUUUUAAGAAACAUUGAUUUAUACCUCUGGUGCUUUAAAACCAGUUUGGACAAGAAGGAUAAACUUCUAGCAUCAGUUGGUCAACCUGAUGGUGGACGUCUCUUCUAUCGGGGGGGGCAUUGGAGAUCUGAUUUCCUGUUGUGACUUAAAUGAGAACUGUUAGUUCUCCCUAAACAAAUGGGGGCAGAAGAAGAAGCACUGAUGGCCACUGAACAGCUGGAACGUGCUGGCAAAGCAUGGAAGAAAUGAAGGAAAGUGGAAUGAAGUUAUAUAAGCAAUACAAAUUAUUCUCUCCAUACCCUCAUGGUAGAUGUGUGUAUUGAGUUACGCUGAAACAAUGCAGUCAAAUUCAACAGUCCUGCAGUAAGUCCUUCAUGAAGGCAAUACUGUUAUAUAAACCCUUCCUCCAUUUGUUCUAGUUGAGUUUAUGAUUUUUAUGCUUCUGUUUUAAUCUGGUUAUUUUGUGUGUGUGACACACGUUAGAUACCAUUUACCCUUCUCAACGUGGAAGAGACACAAAUAUCAACGUGAACACACUGACUUUCCAUGAGCUCCUGUUUUUAUUUUUGUUGCUGUUGAACGCUGUCAUUUUUUUCUUCAAGUUAUUUUUUUAACAUAUUUUUUGUCACUGUAUGAUGCAGACCUGUGGUAUUUGCGUCAUGUGCGUGUCCUCUGUGGUGGAAUUACACUAUUGUUUUUGUAAAUUGAUUGGGAUAUAAAACUAUUUAUGAUCACAUUGUAAAUGUAGAUAUGCACAGUAUUUACUCUACUCCUAUUCAUAUUAGUGUUUUGAAUUUUGAAUUAAACCUUUUGUUAAACUUGACAGAGCAAACAGUUAAGUGUGAGAUGUGAAGCUUUAAGGUGUAUAAAUGAUGUGUUCAAACUGAUAAGAUGUUCAAAGGAAAAAGCCUUUAUGACUGUAAUGCUGUUUCAGUGUUGAGCCAUGCUAUUCUGCCCUCUGUUACUGACAUUAAAAACAUUGACUAUC
Etheostoma cragini (Arkansas darter) is the source of this 2876-nucleotide messenger RNA. It is a transcript of the gene lpar2b, whose product is annotated as lysophosphatidic acid receptor 2b. Gene Ontology annotation, molecular function: lysophosphatidic acid receptor activity. The record is from RefSeq and is a predicted model, not a curated record. The transcript is spliced from 5 exons. NCBI's taxonomy places the organism in Eukaryota, Metazoa, Chordata, Actinopteri, Perciformes, Percidae. Gene Ontology annotation, biological process: G protein-coupled receptor signaling pathway. Gene Ontology annotation, cellular component: membrane. The coding region runs from base 631 to 1737 and encodes 368 amino acids.